AUAAAUUUGUCACUUGUCACUUGUCAGAAAAGUCGAGACUGUUUUGUAGGUAAACUUGAACUCGAUUUCAGCUCUAUUGUAGUUUAAUUCUGGAUAUUCGUUUCUAGAUUGCAAUAUAUGGUAUAACCGAAAAUGUCUCUUAAUACAGCUCAUGCUGAUCAUGGAGUAUUGAUACACGCUGGAGAGUGCAUCAUACUGUUUUCCGAUAAUGUCACUGUAGAGUUUUAUGGAAAUGAUACGGCCGAGUUUAAAGGAGCAAAAAAUGGUCGCAUGUAUCUCACCACCCAUAGGAUGAUUUAUAACUCUAAAAAGAACACAGAUACACUACGGUCAUUCAGUUUCCCGUUUGUGGCUUUGCAAGAUGUAACUGUUGAACAACCAAUGUUUGGUGCAAACUUUAUCAAAGGAAAAAUUCAUGCACAGCCAAAUGGAAAUUUCAUAGGAGAAGUGAAGUUUAAACUUACAUUCAAAUCAGGAGGUGCAAUUGAAUUUGGACAAGCUAUGUUGAAGGCUGCCCACCUUGCAUCCCGCCACAUGACUCCCAAUGCUCCGCCGCCAGCAUACACGCCGCCAAGCGGGCCAUGGUACGCGGCCCCACCACCAGCCUACGCGCCCCCACCACAAGGCUACUAUGGUUGGGUCCCUCCAUACUCUGCGUUCCCCGACCAGCCGGCGCCGAACUCGGUGUUCGUGUCGAACAGUCCACCACCAUACCCGGGCGUGAUGGGCGCCGCGUACCCGCCGGGCGCGGGCUUCUCAGGUGCAGGUGGGAACAGCGCAGGCUACCCGAACGCGCCCCCGGGCUACCCGGGCAACGCUAACUCGCCUCCCGGUUAUCCGGGCAACGCGAACCCACCACCCGCCGGGUUUGCGGGCGGCUUCGUGCCCCCGCCCGGGAUGUCGGCUAGUGAUGCGAAAGCCGCGGAAGCUGCACAAAGUGCAUACUACGAUCCUAAUAAGCCGCAGACUGCAUAUGUGCCACCACCUUACAAUGAUCAGCCACCGACGUAUCAGGAAUCAACGUCGAAAAAAGAGAAUUAAAGCAUUGUCCGCAUUUUCAUAUGAAUGUACCAAGUCAUGAAAACCCAUUAAUGGAAAUGUUGGAAAA
Messenger RNA from Zerene cesonia (dogface butterfly), 1108 nucleotides. It is a transcript of the gene Wbp2, whose product is annotated as WW domain-binding protein 2. Bases 133 to 1041 code for a protein of 302 amino acids. NCBI's taxonomy places the organism in Eukaryota, Metazoa, Arthropoda, Insecta, Lepidoptera, Pieridae. The transcript is spliced from 7 exons. Gene Ontology annotation, cellular component: nucleus. Gene Ontology annotation, molecular function: ubiquitin binding; chromatin DNA binding; phosphatidylinositol-3-phosphate binding. The record is from RefSeq and is a predicted model, not a curated record. Gene Ontology annotation, biological process: positive regulation of DNA-templated transcription.